Drosophila hydei is the source of this 4471-nucleotide messenger RNA. Its product is annotated as AF4/FMR2 family member 4. Bases 199 to 4314 code for a protein of 1371 amino acids. Gene Ontology annotation, biological process: regulation of transcription by RNA polymerase II. The transcript is spliced from 13 exons. Gene Ontology annotation, molecular function: DNA-binding transcription factor activity, RNA polymerase II-specific; RNA polymerase II cis-regulatory region sequence-specific DNA binding; zinc ion binding. Lineage: Eukaryota; Metazoa; Arthropoda; Insecta; Diptera; Drosophilidae. Gene Ontology annotation, cellular component: nucleus. The record is from RefSeq and is a predicted model, not a curated record.
UCUGCGUGUGCGUGUGUGUGCGCGCGCGUGUGUUAGUGUGUGCAGCAUGCAGCAUGGCAAACCUGCAACAGUCACAAGAUCUCUAAAGUGCAACACACAAUAAAACGUAAAAGAGACAAAUAAAAAUACCCAAAACAAAGCUAAACCGAAUCUCACAAUUAUCAAAUAGGCAUUUUGGCAACUGGCAAACUGGCAAAAAUGGCGCUGUCCAAGCGGCCCUUAAACAAGGAGACGCCCUUGGUCGAGAGCAGCAGCAACAGCAGCAACAGCAACAGCAACAACAGCAGCAACAGCAACAACAGCAACAGCAACAGCAAUGAGCAUGAGACGUCUAUAAAGCGACGCAAACGCUGCAGUCGCGAUGAUGAAUUAGCUGCCAGCAACAACAACAACAACAACAAUAACAACAACAACACAACCAGCAACAACAACAACACAUUGCCACAGAAGAAACGACAAUUGGCUAAGGCAGCAAGCGGCGACAGCAACAUUCCGACAGCAGCAACAGCGGCAACAGCAGCCACAGCAAUGCCCAAAUCAACAGCAACUGUUGCCGCCGCUCAGGAUGUUGCCGAUCAGGAUGACGAGACAUUGAUACGCGAGACCCAAGCGGCGCUCAAGAGUCUCUCGGGCAGUUGGCCCGAUGCGCGCACCAAUCUGUAUCGUCUGCAGGAACAGGAGGAUGAGAAUCCGCCGCCAUUUCAGAAUCUGUUCGAGGAGAAGCAAAAGUAUGCGAACAGCAACAGCAACAGCAGCAGCAAUGGCAACAGCAACAGCAACAGCAGUGGCAGUGGCAACAGCAAUUCUCACACAUUGCUGCUACGCUUUCACAGGCAAAAGGAGAACGAUCAGGCGCGUCUUAAUGCCAGCAACAACAACAUCAGCAACAACAACAGCAAUAACAACAACAACAACAGCAGCAGCAACAACAACAACAUCAACAACAGCAGCAGCAUCAACAGCAACAAAAAGGAUGACAACACAUCCGGCUACACACAAGCAACAUCCGCCUUCAAGCCGCCCAUCGACAUCAUCAAGCGCAACGGUCAAUUGGCCGCUGCAGCCGCUGCCCACGCCCACUAUACGAGCAGCGCCUACAAUGCCGCUGAGGCCUACUAUGGCUAUGCAGCAGCCGCUGCUGCCAGCCAGCAGCAGCAGCAACAGCAGCAGCAACAGCAACAGCAGCAGCAACACGGCCUCUGCCUCGAUCAGAGUCGCAGCUAUGAGAUGGCGCCGCAGCUGGGCUCGCCCAACGAGCCGCGGCUGGCCAAGGCUGUUGGCAAGGAGCCGCUGAUGGAUGCCAAACAGUAUACGAUAUUGCAGCCAGCGGGCGUUGGCAGUCGAGCGGCCUCGGUGAUGCAGGACAUUGCACGUGAGGGCGUUGUUGGUGUUGCGCCCACGACGACAGCAACAGCAGCAGCAGCGGCGGCGGCGGCGGCAGCAGCGGCAGCUACAGCAGCGGCGACAGCAUCUACGCCAGCGCCCAGCUACUCGCCGGGCAGUCAAAAUCGCGAUGGCGCCAAAUGCCCAACUCCUCAUUGCACUGGCCAAGGACAUGUCACAGGAUUAUAUUCGCAUCAUCUGCUGGCGUUGCACGAACAGAUAUUGAAAUGCCCCACGCCUGGCUGCAACGGACGGGGACACGUUCAGCCGCAUCGGAGCGUGCAUCGCAGCCUGUCCGGCUGUCCGCGGGCUGUACGGCGCUUGACAGCUCGUCGAUCGGUGGUUGGGCCUUUGGCGCUGUGCGCAGCUGGCGAACUGGAGAAGCAUGAGAAGGAGCUGCAUGCGCUGGACAAGCUCAAGAUCAGUUCUAGCCAUUAUUUGAACAACAACAACAGCAGCUGCAUCAACAACAACAACACAAAUAACAACAACAACAACAACAACAAAACGAUGCCCAUUAUCAAAACGGAAUACAGUCCGGUGGCCAGCAUUAAGUCGGAAUAUAACAAAAGUCCCAUGCACUCUUACUUGGCCAACGAUGCCGCUGCAGCGGCCAGCAGCGCAAUACCCGCUGGCAGUGCGCGCAGCAGCAACAGCAACGGCAACAGCAACAACAACAACAGCAGCAACAACAGCGAAGCGCACUUGAGUCGCUUCGUUAGCAUGCAAAGUCCACACGCGCAGCAUCACCAGCAGCAGCAACAGCAGCAGCAGCAGCAGCAGCAGCAGCAACAGCAGCAACACACGCUGCAUCAGCAACGCGGACCCUUUAUCGAGGGCAAUGCCACACAGAUGAUGCCCGCGGGCAAUGCCAGCGCCGGCGAUGCCAACGAUCCAGCCAGCUACCACACAGAGCACCAGCAGCAGCAGCAGCAGCAGCAGCAGCAGGCUGACGAGCGUCAGCAGCAAUAUGAACAGAUGCGCUAUGCCCAGAGCCAUGGCCAUGAUCCGAGCGCGGAGCAGCAACAGUUGCUCGCCAGCAAUCCAAGCAGCAGCGAGCUGUCGCCGGUGACAGCGCGCAGUGCCUAUGAGCAUACGCAUCCACAUCCGCAUCCGCAUCCGCAUCCGCAUCCGCACUCGCACUCGCAUCCACACACACAUCCGCCGGGAACAGUGGCGCCCGUGUUCGUUGGCCUCGGCGUUGGCGACUCAGUGAGCGGCGGCGGCGGCGGCAGCGGCACAGCGGGCUUCGAGCGCUACGAUCCAAAUUGCUGUCCCAGCGGCGGGCAGCGACUGCAGCCGGGCGUCACAGCGGCCACAGCGCCCGCCAACAUGUAUCACUAUUUGCCGCAGACGGCGGAUGACUUGCAGGCGCAGCAGCAGAAAUAUUUGCAGGAGCAGCAGCUGCUGAUGGCCAAGGCCGAGCACGAGGAGCUGGCCAAUGGGGGCGGGCCCAUCUAUCCGCGGCCCAUGUAUCACUACGAUCCGACAAUGGGGCCGCUGCCGCCGGGCUUCUCGGCCAUUAACUUGUCGGUGAAGAUGGCUGCGGCGCAGGCGGCAGCAGCAGCAGCUGCCUAUCAAAAUCAACAGCAGCAGCAGCAGCAACAGCAGCAGCAGCAGCAGCAACAGCAACAGCAACAGCAGCAACAACAGCAACAGCAGCAGCAACAUCUCCAGCAGCAACAGCAGCAGCAGCAGCACAACAAACAGAGCAGUUCGCCUACGCCAAAUGUGGGCGUGGCAGCGCCAGCUGUUGACCUAUCGGGCGCCACAUCGGUAACAUCGUCCAGCCCGCACGGUUUCAACUCGCCAGCCUCGCACAACCAAUACAACCAGCGCAUGGGCAACGGCAGCCCACAGCCGGGCGCCAGCCCCAACAUUGCCAGCCCCCAAGUGCCGAGUCCGCAGGGCCAGACGCUCGAUCUGAGCGUUACGCGUUUGCCGCACAGCAUCAUCACGAGCCCGCAGUACGGCGCCGACGGCCUUGUUGUGGGCCACGGUCAGGGCUUUGGGAGCGCUGCGCCCGGCUCGAUCGGACCGAACGGACCGCCGCGUUCACCACAAAUGGAGCCAGUGGACUUUAGCGGACCGCCACGUCCGCUUGGCUUUGGCCUGGUGGGUCACAUCAGCGGACCGCGGCCAUACAGUCGCGAAUCAACGCCCGACAGCGGCGGCUCACACUAUAUCGAGACGUACCGAGAUCCGAGCGGCUAUUCACCACAUCCUGGCUACGGCAUGGUAGUUCAAUCGGACUAUCCGCCAGCUGGCUAUCAUGGCUAUGGCCCCGCCGCCUAUCAGUGCAGCAAUCCGUACGCGACGGCCGUUGGGCCCGGCGGCUAUCCGACGCCCGUUUCCGGCGGCUAUUCACCCAGUCCGGCCACCUGCUACUCGAUGCCACCGCCGCAGCACAUACCGCAGCACGACAAGACCAAAGAUGGCUUGACGGGCUGCUCCCGUUCGGAUCGCAAUCAUUUGCAAUCGCAUUCGCAGGAGCUGAAGUGCCCGACGCCUGGCUGCGAUGGCUCUGGCCAUGUCACUGGCAACUACUCAUCGCAUCGCAGUCUGUCCGGCUGUCCGCGCGCCAACAAACCGAAGAGCAAGCCACGCGAUGGCCAAGACUCAGAGCCACUGCGCUGCCCGAUACCCGGCUGCGAUGGCUCUGGCCAUUCCACCGGCAAAUUCCUUUCACAUCGAAGCGCGUCGGGCUGCCCCAUUGCCAAUCGCAAUAAGAUGCGCGUUCUGGAGGCCGGCGGCACAGUGGAACAGCAUAAAGCCGCAGUCGCAGCUGCCACGGCCAUGAAAUUCGAUGCCUGCACCACAGUUGGCAGCCAGGGCAUCAAGAAACCCAAGUUCGAUGAGGUUACCAUGGUAUAUCCCAAAGGCUAUACAGAUUACGCGACGUUUUGUAUCGGUGCCGAGUAUCUACUGUAAAUAGAAAAAAACAGAAAAAAAUACUAAAGAAUAUAUAAGAAAAAAGUAUAGAACACACAGACAAGCAGAAGGCAGAAAGCAUAAUGUUUCGAAAAGACAAGAUAUAUAAAAAUACCAACAAAAAUAAAUACCGAAAAUGACAAGAAUAACAACAACA